Messenger RNA from Siniperca chuatsi (mandarin fish), 5539 nucleotides. RefSeq names its product kelch-like ECH-associated protein 1b (gene keap1b). Bases 1194 to 3071 code for a protein of 625 amino acids. The record is from RefSeq and is a predicted model, not a curated record. The transcript is spliced from 7 exons. Gene Ontology annotation, molecular function: protein binding. Lineage: Eukaryota; Metazoa; Chordata; Actinopteri; Centrarchiformes; Sinipercidae.
ACGGAGGCCGGUCCAGCGCUGUGGAGGCGGACUCUUAUUGUGAAAGCGAGAGGAGCCGGGUACAAUGCUUAGUCACGGUGAGUUACAGCUUUCCCCCCUCCUUCCUAUGUGGCUCACAGCUCGGCAGACCGCGAUGGAGGAAUUGAACUAGACUACCUGUCAGCUGAGCCAACAGCUUCCUAGUAAACACAAGGGUGCAAACAAAUUCCUUAGCGGGGCAACCUCGAGGAAGGCGUCUCCAGAGAAAGCAACUGAACCCACCCCCACCCCCCAUUCCCAAGGGCUCCAAGUUACGCUUAUGACACUUUUGGCACUCGACCCUGUUUUUAUUUUUAUUUUUUUUCCUUUCAGAGUCGACAAGCCUUCUACUGCCUCAUCUACUGUAUCUGACUCUGCAGCUCUCAGCAGAAGCCCUCUGAAAGGAGCUUUAAUUAUUACCUCUCUAAAAGGAAGCAGUAAAUCAGACCCCCCCCCUCCUUUUGCAAACAAUAUGCAAGACUGACCUGCCCCAGUGGUGAAUCUUGCAGGCAUUUAGGUUAAUCUUCAAAUAUGUUUAUUUUUUGCUUUGGGCAUAUCUGAUAAAUUGCUUUAUUUGAGACAUUUGCGCACUUUAGAUAAGUUUGGUGAUAAGCAACUCUAUAAAGAUGAUUCCCUCGACAAGAGACAGGCUAUUUUCUAUGUCAUAGCUGAUUGACAAGUUUCUGUAGAGUGGAAAGAAAAACACUUGUGUUUUGACAACACAAACAGUUGAACUGAGAUUCCUUUGAGCCUUGUACUUGUUCAGUUUGUACUGUCAAAAACAUUCCCUCGGACAAAGCCACAAGAAUCCUGAACUCAAGAAAUUUUGAUUAUGUUGGAACUGCAACAUGUAAAAGUGCAACCAGCCAUGACUGGCAGCUCACAUUGAAGUCUCUAGUAAUGCCAUAAUGAGCAGUAUGGCUGGACUCAAGUACUGAACAGAGCAAGGAAAUCCUCAUGUCCACAUAAAUCAGACUUAAACGUGAACUCCCACACAAACAAAAAAAUCAGGCAUACCCAGGAGAGCCUGGCGCUUUCUGUUAAGCCGUCUUCCCAGUUUCAGUUCAUACUCUUCUUUUAUUUUACCCAUGCCUGCACCUGGUGCAAGGAUGCCCCAUAACGCUGCCCGCUGUUCUUGAGAAAGAGGGAGUAAGGAGGAGGAGAACGGGUAGGAAAUGACAGAGUGCAUGACAGAAUGCAAAGCGCUGGUGACUCCGUCCACGCGCAACGGCCACCGCGUCUUCAGCUACACACUAGAGAGCCACACGGCAGCCGCCUUCGCCAUCAUGAACGAGCUACGUCUGGAACGUCAGCUGUGCGACGUCACGCUGCGCGUGCGCUACAAAGACCUGGAGGCGGUGGACUUUGUGGCUCACAAGGUGGUGUUGGCUUCCUCGUCCCCGGUCUUCAGGGCCAUGUUCACCAACGGCCUGAAAGAGUGCGGUAUGGAGUUGGUGCCCAUCGAGGGGAUCCAUCCCAGGGUUAUGGACCGACUGAUAGAGUUUGCCUACACAGCCAGCAUCUCUGUCGGAGAGAAGUGUGUGAUUCACGUGAUGAACGGCGCCGUCAUGUAUCAGAUAGACAGCGUGGUCAAGGCCUGCUGUGAUUUCCUCGUCCAGCAGCUCGAUCCCAGCAACGCCAUUGGCAUCGCCAACUUUGCCGAGCAGAUUGGUUGCACGGAGCUCCACCAGAAGGCCCGCGAAUACAUCUACAUGAACUUCAGCCAGGUGGCAACCCAGGAGGAGUUCUUCAACUUGUCCCACUGCCAGCUGGUCACCCUCAUCAGCCGCGAUGAGCUCAAUGUGCGCUGUGAGUCUGAAGUCUUCCAGGCAUGUGUGGCCUGGGUGCGCUACGACCGGGAGAACCGGCGACCGUACGUCCAGGCCUUACUCCAGGCUGUCCGUUGCCAUUCCCUCACCCCCAACUUCCUGCAGGCCCAGCUCCAGUCUCUGGACUGGGACCCCCAGUGCAAAGACUACCUGGCCCAGAUCUUCCAGGACCUCACCCUCCACAAACCCACAAAAGUCAUUUCUUGCCGAACACCCAAGGUGCCACAGCUCAUCUACACAGCAGGGGGAUAUUUUCGGCAGUCGCUCAGCUACCUUGAGGCAUAUAACCCCUGUACAGGAGCCUGGCUGAGGCUAGCUGACCUGCAGGUACCCCGCAGUGGUCUAGCAGCCUGUGUGAUCAGUGGGCUUUUCUACGCUGUUGGUGGAAGAAACAACGCACCUGAUGGCAACAUGGACUCAAAUGCUUUGGACUGCUACAAUCCCAUGAACAACUGCUGGCUGCCGUGCGCACCAAUGAGCGUACCCAGAAACCGAAUCGGAGUCGGUGUCAUCGAUGGCAUGAUAUACGCGGUUGGUGGAUCACAUGGGUGCAUUCAUCACAAUAGUGUUGAAAGGUAUGAUCCAGAAAGGGACCAGUGGCAGCUGGUAGCCCCCAUGUUGACACGGCGUAUUGGUGUGGGUGUUGCAGUCAUCAACCGGCUGCUUUACGCUGUGGGGGGGUUCGACGGGGCCAACCGGCUCAGCUCCUGUGAGUGUUACAACCCUGAGAGGGACGAGUGGAAGACCAUGGCCCCCAUGAACACUGUGCGCUCCGGAGCUGGUGUGUGCUCACUGGGGAAUCACAUCUUUGUGAUGGGCGGCUACGAUGGCACCAACCAGCUGAACACAGUGGAGCGCUAUGAUGUGGAAACUGAUACGUGGAGCUUUGCUGCCUCCAUGAGGCACCGGCGCAGUGCUCUGGGAGUCACUGCAUUACAUGGACGCGUCUAUGUAAUGGGAGGUUACGAUGGCAACACUUUCCUUGACAGUGUGGAGUGUUACGACCCAGAGAAGGACACCUGGUCGGAAGUGACACACAUGACAUCAGGGCGGAGCGGCGUGGGUGUGGCCGUUACCAUGGAGCCGUGCCAGAAAGAACUGCCACAAUGUCAGAAGUGUGAGAGAGAGAACGGUGCUGCGUCCCCAACCUAUCAGUCCGCCAACUCCGGAUAUAGCUCUCACCACAAUCAGCGGCACGGCGGGCCCUUCGGCAAAGCCGUAUGAGACUCAUCGCUAGACCCUGUCACACAUGCACAUACACAGACGAGUGCCCCAAAACUCCACUUUGUCUUCCCAAAUCAAAAUAAAGACCCUCACAGCUGAUUAAAGACAGAGGUGAGCAGAAACACCAUGUGCUUCCUCACUGAUUCUAGAGCUCACACUUGAUAUGAAUUUUAAAAAACAGAAUCAGGAAAACUUUAUUUUAACAGUGCAGUGUUGAUACUCCUCUAUAAGGUGACUAAAAAAGUAAUUUGAGUAUCCGCAUUGGACUUUCCAAAUCAAGUACGACCCCAGAAUCCUACAGUCCAGUUUUCAAGACCUGAAAUUUGAUUAAUUUGUUUGUGGUUAAUUGUGUUCCACCAAAUCUGAGAGACCUCAGUCCGUCUGUGUGUUCAGAUCUUAUAUUUGAAGUGCUCAGUCGGACCAUCAUCUCCCAGGUUUGAGCCAUGGGAGGAAAGGGCUGCAUACUAAAAAGGGCCAUUUACUGGCUCAAAGAGUUAUCAGGGGCUCUUUAUACUUCAAGAGCAACCCAUGCAAAAGUUUAAUCUGGGGAGGGGGGAAUUCAAAUGAUCCCAUUCUGUAAAAAUGGUAGUAAAAAAGUAGCAUUUGUCGGCAUAGGCAGUAGAGUUCAAAGUGCCAUUUUAAUGCCUGUGGGCAUUACUGACAUCAGUAUAUUGUCUUGAGGGGUUUUGAUGGAAAGGCAUAGACAGAGUCACUGUGUGGUGUGUAGAAAUUGGUAAAGUUAACCCAGACAGCCACAAGAUGAAGCUUAUACAUGACGAUGGGCCUCAUGCAAGAACAUUUUCUGUAUUCUCAUCCUAAACCUCUCUUUACUUUUUUUUCCUUCUACAUGUCAGUUUCAGCAAACUCCCUUAACUGCACAAACUUGUUGUAAAUUCCAGCCUGAUGAACCUGUUAAUGAGUAGGUGUGCAUUUGUGGGAUUUCAUCAUUUGCAUAAUAAUCACACCCAAAUUGCUAUGGAAAGCUACUUGUUCUGCUCCGGGAGAAUUUCACACUGUGGAGUUUCAAGUCCUGAUGUUGGAAAUCAGCAGACAUAACAAAUAUAGCAAUGUCUGUAGUCAAACAUUUUAAAAUAUUACUAUAGCUGCCAAUGCUGUCAUUACAGAGUAGUGCCAUGACAGAAAUAGGGAGUAAAAAGUAGUCCAUGGCUGAUAUAUGAGGCAGUGAUCAAGAGAGCAUGACACUUGGGGAGAUGGACGAGAGAAUAUAUUCCAUUAAACAGAAAGUGAUGUUACACUGUUGGGUGUUUAUAAUGGAGGGUGUUCACCUGGACAGUGACCUUCAUAAAGACCCUGAGGCAGCUGUUGGAGUGUUUUUCAAGCAACUGCUGAAUUGUAUAAGUUGUCUCAAGAAAAAACACCAUAUUUAAACUACAUAUUCUUUCCAAAUAAGGCAUUUUAAUUCUUCUAAGAAGUGUUUUCCCCCUGUAGAGAACAGCAUCUGUACACGACUCAUACAACCCCUGAUUUUUGUUUGUACCUAAGAAAAUUGAUGAUUGCCACAAAUUCUAUUAAAUCACUCAUGUGCCAACUUAAGAUCGAAUCUGUUAGGAAGAGUGGCUCUUUCAUGAGGCCCAAAGUCUCAAAUUCAUGUCGGUACAAGAGAAGCGGGACCUUAAAGUAGCUGCAUAGUAACAAAUGUGUCAUUCACUAAUCGCUACUGGUAGGUUCAUUAAAUUACAUUUUUGGAAAAGGUGGUAUAUUUAUUGAGGGUUGCCUCCUGUAAGGCUAUUGGAGAGACUGGUCCAGUAUAUUUGGUAUGUGGAGUGCCAAGUGAAUGAAGAAACAGGUUUUGUGUUUAGAGGAAAGGGAAUACUGUAGCAACAACCACACAACUUCAAACAUCUCACUGAAUGUGUUUUCUAAAAACACUAAUUACUGACACAAUUAAGAACCUCCCCCUACAGAUGACUUUUUUUUUUUUUUUUUUUUUUUGGUUUUCACCAGACCUCAGAAACAGAAGUGACCAUGUUUGUGCAUUAGUGUUCAGACAUUGUAUGCUAAUGACAAAAACUUGCUUAAAGCAGUGUAUUUGUAACAGCAGUUUAAGCUACAAAGGUUUUUAAGUGAUGUUUUGUACAUUGAUAUUCAAAGAAGUCUUGUACAGAAUUUCAGAGAUCACUUUUUUUAUUUAUUUGUUCAGAUACUUUUGGUUUUCUCGUUCCUCUAAACUGACAUCAGCUUUGUAUUGAAUUGGACUCUGGUGUUGUGUUUUUGAAUAACUAGCAUGCAUUGUAACUGUAAGUAGGAAUGGCUGUAAUUUGUUAAUGCUAAUUUUGGAUGUUUGUAAAAAAAAAUUGCUUCACUUCGAAAGGGACUUUUUUUUUUCUAUCCGUCAGUAGUUGGAAUGGAAAUUAUAAUAUUUAAGGUCUGCUUUGUACAUUUUUUUUCCCAGCAAAAAAAUACCCUGUACAAUAAUACAUUGUAAAGUAAAAUAUAUGUUUAUUGUA